AAAUUUUAUGAUUGUAAGUUUAAAAACCAUACCUUAAUAUGUUUCUUAUAAACUUACCUGAACUUGCAAGGCACCCAUUUUUCACCAAACAUUGUCUGUUAAUCACUAUAAGAAAAUCUACGAGCUCAAAUGGUUUCAGGUAAAAUAAUCACCUGAUUCCAUGGCUACUACAAAAUUCUUAACCCUUUUGAUUCUAACAUUGGCAUUAAGCUUUUCGUACUUCCCUCUCGUAAGCCCCAUUGAUUUCAAAUAUCCGGCGGUUUUCAACUUCGGCGAUUCCAAUUCCGACACCGGCGGCAUCGCUGCCGGAAUCGCUUUCCCUUUUGGGCAACCCUAUGGCCAAACCUACUUCCUCAAACCCUCUGGGCGUUUAUGUGAUGGCCGUCUCAUUAUUGAUUUUCUCAUGGAUUCAUUAAAGCUACCUUUUCUAAAUCCAUACUUGGAUUCAAUUGGUGCACCAAGCUUCCAAAAGGGUUGUAAUUUUGCCACUGGUGGAUCCACCAUACUUCCAGCCAAUGCAGCUUCAUUAAGCCCGUUCUCCUUUGGGGUUCAGGUGUCUGAAUUUGCUAGAUUCAAGGACCGUGCUCUUCAGCUACUGGCCAAAGACAGUAGGUUUCGCAGAUAUCUUCCUUCAGAAAGUUACUUCAGGCACGGUCUCUACAUGUUUGAUGUGGGACAGAACGAUCUUGAUGGUGCAUUUUAUUCUAAAUCAGAGGACCAAGUAGUUGCUUCAAUCCCAAGUCUCCUAUCAGAAUUUGAGACAGGAUUAGAGAGAUUAUACGGCGAGGGCGCUAGAAAUUUUUGGAUACACAACACUAGUCCCCUCGGAUGCUUACCAAGAAUUGUUGAUAAAUAUGGAAAAGACCCAUCAAAGCUGGACCAAUUUGGAUGUGUUACUUCUCACAACAACGCUGCCAAUGCUUUCAAUUCUCAGCUACGUGAUCUUUGUCAGAAGUUCCGGGGACAAUUUCCUGAAGCCAAGGUUACUUUUGUUGACAUUUACUUAAUAAAAUAUAACCUCAUUGCAAACUAUUCCCAAUUUGGGUUCAAACAACCUAUAGCAGCUUGCUGCGGCUAUGGUGGUUUGCCAUUGAAUUUCGACAGCCGGAUUGCUUGUGGUGUAAGCAAGAGCCUGAAUGGGAGCAUGGUGACAGCAACACCAUGUAGUAACACUACAGAGUAUGUUAAUUGGGAUGGGAACCAUUACACAGAAGCUGCAAAUCAGUAUGUUUCAUCACAAAUAUUGACUGGAAAUUUCACCGAUCCACCUCCUUCUUCCAAUUUACACCUCCUUAUGGGUUCCGAUGUUUUCAGUUCAUAGCUACACUUUGUUUUUAACAUAAAAAAAAAUACAUAAAAGAUAUGUGUGUAUGUAUGUAUAUAUAUCCAUCUCAAAUACAUCAUUUUCUCAAAUAAAUUAAAAGUAUUUGAGAUUUACAAGCAUAGACUGCAUAGGUUGUAUACAUCUAAGUGUUAAUUCUGUAUUUAUAUAUUUUUAAAUUCCUAUA
Messenger RNA from Humulus lupulus (European hop), 1508 nucleotides. Its product is annotated as GDSL esterase/lipase At1g54790-like. The record is from RefSeq and is a predicted model, not a curated record. Gene Ontology annotation, molecular function: hydrolase activity, acting on ester bonds. Lineage: Eukaryota; Viridiplantae; Streptophyta; Magnoliopsida; Rosales; Cannabaceae. The transcript has 5 exons. The coding region runs from base 161 to 1321 and encodes 386 amino acids.